AUGAAAUCAUCAAGAAUUCUUGCAUUAUUUGCAUUCGUAAGCAUAUCAGCGGUAAAAACUCAUGCAUGGGGUGCUCAAGGGCACAUUACCGUAGGUAAUAUUGCCCAAAAGAUACUCAAGCCCGACGUGGCAUUAAAAGUAAAGCAAAUUUUCCAAGAAAAAAAAUAUAAUGGACAACUUGGUCCUGCUUCGACUUGGGCUGAUGAAGUUAAGCGUGGUAAAAACGAAUUUGCUGGAUGGAGUGCGCCGUUGCAUUAUAUGGAUACGCAUGAUGACCCAGGGAAUAGUUGCUCGGUUGAUAAGAAAAAAGAUUGUCCGGAUGGUCAAUGUAUUGUUGGUGCCAUUGCGAAUUACACCGAACAGCUUGAUUGCGGGAAUGGCGGCAGUGUUAAAACUCGGGAUGUUGCACUUCGAUUCUUGGCUCACUUCUUUGGCGACAUAACUCAACCACUUCAUGUCUGUGGUCGUGAACUUGGAGGAAAUCAACAUAAAAUUAUGUUCGAUGGAAAGCAGAGCAAUCUCCAUUCAAUAUGGGAUACAGGGAUGGUGGUCAAACGUCUCAAAGACUUUGGAAAUGACGAAAAUAAAUACGCCGAAUUUCUCACAAACGAAAUCCAAAAAGGAUCGUACGCAAAAAACGUGUCAGAUUGGAUCGCAUGUGAGUCUUCAAAAAGACGUAGAGAUUUUUUCGAUAAUGCCUUCUUCCAAAAACGAGCAGAAGCCGAGAGUCUAAGAUGUCCUUUUGUCUGGGCGACUGAUACCAACAGUGUUAAUUGUGAAGUCGUUUGGCAGUAUGUGGAUGAUAAUCCUGACGUUGACCUAUCAGAAGAAUAUUAUAGCGCAGUUCAACCGAUUAUUGAUAUACAAAUUGCUAAGGGCGGGUAUAGACUGGGUGUAUUUUUGAACAAUCUUUUGGAUGAUAAAAAAUGCUCCAAGAAUAAUGCUGGGGAAAAAGGAGAAUAA
Messenger RNA from Ambispora gerdemannii, 963 nucleotides. The record is from the annotation of a GenBank genome assembly. NCBI's taxonomy places the organism in Eukaryota, Fungi, Glomeromycota, Glomeromycetes, Archaeosporales, Ambisporaceae.